CUGAGAUGGGGAAGACGGUUCUGAAGAUCAGCGGGCCAGCUGCUCGCAAGAAGAAGGUGGUGAAGUUGAUUCAAGAUGCUGGGGGCGAUCGUGCUACCGCAGCAUACAACGAGCUCAUCCACAAGGAUCAGACAGGGUUAGACCAGAUGCUGGCUCAGACCCCAGAUGACAAACAGUUGAGAGCGCUGCAGAAGCUCUUGACGAAUCACGAGAUCUCGUGGACCCACGAGCAGCACCGGCGCGUCUCUAGCGUCAAUGCUGUAACCGACGGGAACACGGACGACACCACGGGCCGCGGCAAGGGCCAUGCGCCAAAGCCCCAGCCGAUCGCCCUCGACGAGAAUGACUGGUCGAUCCCGAUCGCCCAAGCCCCCAAGAAGUUGCCCAACGGUGAGUCUGAGCCCUCCAUCUCGCUGCACUCUAUGGUGGAUGCUGAGAAAUGGUGCUCUGCCAUACGCCGCCAGAAGGAGCCGAUUGCGAUCCUAGCCGUCGGCACUGGUAGCGACAAUUGGGCACACGCCAAGAUCCAGAUCUCAGCCCUGAAGGUCCCACAUGGUGCCAGGAUGCCGCGGAAGACAUUCAUGGACGGGGUCAUGUACCAAUUCGACGAGACGGGUGUAGAGAUGAAGACCAAACUCGCGCAGCUUGACGCUGCGGACGCCAAAGCCACAUUCGUGCGCAUCACCAUCCAUGAGGCCGACGCCUUAGUUGUCAAUCCCACGAUGAAUGACGUCCUCAGCUCGCAGUUCAGCGGGGCCGCACCCAUCGUGAUCAGAGGUCCCGCGAAGUUGCCUUUGGACAUCACCAAGGGCGACCGUGGGCAUUUCAGCAUGCGCGUGCUUCGUGAUCAUCGUCAAGCGAAUGAAGCAGCCACUGCUGUCCGAGGGUCUGACAUCGCACUGGCGCGGCGCAAGUGGCGCAUCGACGACAUCCCCAACGGCCGUGACACAAGGGGCCAGGUCGCGGACGCAGCGCAGACGGCCGGCUGGACUGCGGACAUCGCCUACGUCAGCUUCGACAUCAAUGAGAAUACCAACUUCGCCAUUUCCCGCUCCGACACCGAGCCCUCCAACAAGUACUGGAAGUUCGGCUCCUCCACGCCGUGGGUCGUCGCGGAG
This is a messenger RNA of Prorocentrum cordatum, 1118 nucleotides long. The record is from the annotation of a GenBank genome assembly. Lineage: Eukaryota; Dinophyceae; Prorocentrales; Prorocentraceae.